Molecule: messenger RNA, 5506 nt
Organism: Chelonia mydas (Green sea turtle)
Lineage: Eukaryota; Metazoa; Chordata; Testudines; Cheloniidae
Gene: ARHGAP1
Product: Rho GTPase activating protein 1
Exons: 13
Coding region: 146-1642 (498 amino acids)
Biological process (GO): negative regulation of endocytic recycling; small GTPase-mediated signal transduction
Cellular component (GO): cytoplasm
Molecular function (GO): GTPase activator activity
Source: RefSeq, a predicted model, not a curated record
GCCGGCCUGCGGGGUUCGGGUCCGGGCGGGGAGCGCGGCCUGGCGGUCGGAGCGGGCCACUGGCCGCCCGGACUCUCGGGUUCUCCCCGUGGCUUGGGCCGGGGCCGCGCUGCCAGCGGGCAGUGGCGCGGUGUCGGGGCGGGGGAUGAGAGGAUCGCGGUUCUCGCUCCCCGCGCGGGGAGAAGGGGGGUCGGGGGCUGACGCCUGCCAAGCAGCCGGCGAGGGGGAGCGGCGCGGAGAUGCCGAGGGGUUGAUGAUGAUGAUGAUGGCGGGGCUGUCGAUAGUUUUCCUUCUAGGCUCUUCGGGCAAGCAGCUGAGUUUGGGGGCCAUAACCAUGGACCCACUCUCGGAGUUGCAGGAUGACCUGACCCUGGAGGACACCAACCAGUCCCUGAGCCAGCUCAAACUGGCUUCCUUAGAUGAUAAGAACUGGCCAGCAGAUGAAGUGCCUGUUUUUCCCAAGUCAGAGGACACCAACUGCUCCCCUGAGCCCAUCACUCACCUGCGCUGGGAUGAUCCAUACUACGAUAUUGCUAGGCACCAGAUCGUGGAAGUAGCAGGUGAUGACAACUAUGGACGGAAAGUCAUUUUGUUCAGUGCCUGCCGGAUGCCGCCCUGCCAUCAACUUGACCAUGUGAAACUGCUGCAGUAUCUUAAGUUCACACUGGACCAGUAUGUGGAGAGUGACUACACAUUGGUGUAUCUGCACCAUGGCCUCACCAGUGAGAACAAGCCGUCCCUGAGCUGGCUGCGGGAUGCCUACCGGGAAUUUGACCGCAAGUACAAGAAGAACAUCAAAGCGCUGUACAUUGUGCACCCAACGAUGUUCAUCAAGACUCUGCUGAUUCUCUUCAAGCCUCUGAUCAGUUUCAAGUUUGGACGGAAGAUUUUUUAUGCAAACUUCCUGAGCGAGCUGGAGGAGCAUGUGAAGCUGGAGCAGCUGGGGAUCCCAAGCCAGGUGCUAAAAUAUGACGAGUACCUGAAAUCACUGCAGAAACCCUCUCAAGUGCCCCAGAAGCUGACCCCACCGCGCCCACCCCUGCCAAACCAGCAGUUUGGGGUCUCUCUGCAGCACCUAAGGGAGAAGAGCUCUGAUCAGGCCCCCGUCCCACUGGUGGUCAGGGAAACCAUUGCCUAUCUGCGGGAGCAUGCUCUGACCAAAGAGGGGAUUUUCCGGAGAUCAGCUUCCACACAGAUUGUCAAAGAGGUCCAACAAAAAUACAACAUGGGGAUACCAAUGGAUUUCCAGCAAUAUGAGGACAUUCACCUUGCUGCCGUGAUCCUCAAGACAUUCCUGCGGGAGCUGCCAGAGCCCCUGCUGACCUUUAGCCUCUACAACCACGUUGUCAACUUCCAGAAUGUGGAGGAGUCGAAUCGUGUGGAUGUUGUUCGCAAAACCCUCCAGACCCUACCCGAGGAAAACUACCGAGUGCUCUGUUUCCUGAUGGCUUUCCUGGCAGAGGUCUCCUCUCACAGUGACGUAAACAAGAUGACAAACACCAACCUGGCCGUGGUUUUCGGCCCAAACCUGCUGUGGGAUAAGGAUGUAGCCAUCACCCUCAAGGCCAUCAAGCCUAUCAACACCUUUACCAAGUUCCUGCUGGACUACCAGGGGGUGCUGUUCCAGGACAUGGAGGCCUGAGCCGGGGCCAGCCCACAUUAGCACACUGUGCCCACCUUCCCCCUCCCUCUUCCUACCUUGUCGUGGAGCCGUGGCCAGGAGCCUCCAGCACAGAGGGUCCAUUGGAGCUGCAGGCGCUGAGCUGAGUGAGGGCUGUGGAGAUGGUGUGAGAGUGAGUGAGCAGGCAACCAUUUGCCAGAGGUCGGGAAGGGGAGCUGGUUUCCCCAUUCCUGGGAGUGGAGUCUUGUCCCCAUGGCCAUUCUGUGCAGCUCAUCCCUGGCCAUGCUGCCCUACUGGGGGCUGUUCCCUCCUUCCUUCCCCUCACGGGCUUCUUUCUGCCCUCCUCUCCUCCCCGCAGCAACCCCUCUUCUGUGCAAUGCCCCAAGAUCCCAGCUCAUUCCUCCUGCCUGCAUCACCUAGGCAGGACUUGGCUCGAGUUGUGUGGCAGGAGGCUCCCUGUGCCAGCCCCUCCUCUCAGGAGCUGAGUGCAGAGUCCUGGCUCCCGCCCUCACCCAGAGCAGGUCAGGUAAGCCUUGUGCUUCAGGUGUUAGUGAGGACAGCUCCUGGGCUAACACCAACCCUCCCCUUGGCUCGCAGCAGGCAUGUGAAGGAGAAACUGACUCUCGGGGGACUGGGCCAUUGGGCCCUGCCAGAGACUCUGUGACUGAGGGGAGUUGGCUUAGCCCCACCCCCUGCUGGCACUACUACUCCGAGGAGCCAAUAAUGCCUCUCCAAGGGGCGCUAGCAUCCACUGUGAGUGCUGUUCACCUUCACUAACAGGGCUGUGAUGGGCAUGGGGUGUGUGGCGGGUGGUAGCCCAGGACUACUCUGCUCUGGCUCUAAUGGUCCCCUUGGCUUUGUCCUCAGCUCGUGGUGGGAGGGUUUUACUCCAGACCUGGCCUCAGUGGGCAUGCGCUGCAUGGGGAUGCGGGCUCCCCUUUGUAAUGCUCUGUGAUCAGUGAGCUUGUUGGAAUCAUGCAGGGAGCAAGUGCCCUGGUGGCACUUGACUUCCCACUGCCAAACCCCACAAUUGACACUGCCCUUCCUCAUGGCUGCAGCACAGGGACAUCCUGGGUCCCCUGUUUAUCUGCUGGCCAGCCCCUGAGCCCAGCUGCUUUUUGACUUCGGGGUGAGUGGAAUUUUAUCCAGCAAAAAUGUAAGUGAGAAUAUGGCCCGAAGGGAAGGGCCUGUGCACUGAGGCCAAACCUUAGCCAGAGUGUGAGAGGCCUGGAUUGCAGGAACCUGCCCAGGUGCUGAGCUCUCACGUGCCAAAGCCUACAGCGUGCCCCUAGCCCAGCUCCUCACUACCCCAUAUGUCGGUUCCACCCCUUCAGGGGAGCUACUUUGAUGCACCCCUUAUGUGCUAGGGAGGGAGAUGGCUCUCUACAGGCCAGGCUCAGGAACAGAGCAGCUCCUGUGAGAGAGGAGCUUUCACACUGGAGCGAGACUCUCAGUUUCUAGCCUCACUCCCCAAGACCCAUAAUUCUUGUGCCCUGCUCCCCCUGGCCAGUCCUGCUCCCAGCUGCACCACAGCAGUGGGGAAACAUUGGGACCAAGCAGAGCUCAUUUUAUAAAGUGGCAGUUGAUCUGCUUUUAAUAGGAUUUUAACCUGCUCUUGAAAGUGACCAAAGGCUGAUACCCUGGUUUAAAAAUAGACAAACUUCUGAUGAGCACCAACAACAGGAAUGGGGUCUCCUCUGCCAGGCCUAGGAGCAGGGACCCAGGAUUGGCAAGAACUCUGUCCUGCAGUAGAGCCCCGGCCCAGCUCGGCAACUCUAGCUAUUGCCAAUUGAUUGGCUGCUCUUGGGGUGACCCACAAAAGGGUGAGAUGGGCAAGUGGAGGAGCAGAGAAUUCUGAGGACUGGAGAACAGAUUGUGCAUGGCUUGGGGCUACCCAUCCCACCCUGGGUACUGAGUGAAUCUCUCUCUGGGAGGCUGAAGGGCCCGUGGAGGGGAGGGACCAGGCCUGGAUCUGGACGUGCUGCUCUGUGAGUUGAAUUUCUGCCUGUUGGGCUGGGACACAAAUGCCCUUUGCUGUGAAUAAGUCCAUAGUGAUGGUUUGGGUGGGUCACAGAGGGCUUCUAGUUCACCUUGACUUCUGCUAGAUCCAGCAUGGAGGGUAGCUCUGCCAUGGAGGUUUCUUGGGAAAGCUGGAGGGUCUCAGUGCUCCUAUUGAAGUGGGGGGGGAGGGGGGCAGUGUAGGAAGAGCCCUACACUCGUCCCAUGAGUUUUGUUAGGCCAUGCUCCGUGGGACACUCUGGAAAGGGGUGUUGUCUGCGUGACCCCAUAUCACAUCUUUUGUCUCCCCAUCUCAAGGGAGUAUCCCCUCCUGCAUGUAUUUCAGAGCCAAGCUAGGCUGGGCUUGCUCACGUUAUCUGGGCCACAGCUAAAUGUUUGUUGGCCUAGAUCUGCCCAGAGGAAAGGAAAAACCUGCUGGUCGCCUUGGGAACAACCAGAAGCUUAAGCCCAGUAGCCUAGAACAGAAAUUCCCCAUGGGCUGGGGCACAAGGACCUGGCUACAGGCUCAUCCGCUGCUCCCUGCAGUGAGUUCCAGCUGGGAGCACUGAAUCCUGACCUGCUCGGUGUUGAGAAAAGCUGGGCUGGGCUGCGGCAGGGGCAGGCUGAGGCUGCACUUGGGGCAGGUAUUUCCUUAGCUUCCAAGAGACACUUUUAAAAAAUAUUCUAUAUAGUUAAAACUCCUGAGUUUAUGGCUUUCCUAUUGAGUGUAAUGGGACCUGCUGCAAAUCCCUGUGCUAGGGGAUGACCCUGCUCCUGGAGCAGAGCCCUGCAUGGGGAAGGGAGCAGACUUGGAGCAAGGUCAGGCUCUUGGUACUGCAGAUGGUGGGAAUGGGCUCGCAAGGUCUUGGGUGCACUCCAGUGUAAAUAUUCCCAUUCCUUUACCCAACCCCUGCCUGCUUCCCCCGAGCUGCCAAGAGGCUUGGAACAGGCACAUCAGCGAUCACUACUUUGCUACUGCAAUUUAUUCUUCGGGAUGCCUUUUAUGAAAAUACUACUCUUGUGGCUUGUGUGUGAAGCUGUGGCCUGGGCCUGACUGCAGUCCUUGGCUCCCCAUGCCGGGUGGCAGGUGGGCAACCGAGUCCACGUCUCUGCCAACUAACUCAGGACUGAAUUGCCUUCCUAGUCUGGCUGCCUCCUUGGGUGUACAGCCUGAGGCAGAGCUGGGAGGGCGGCAACAUGCAGGUAGCUGGAGUGGCUAGAGGACCAACCUUGGCCCAAGAGACUACGUUCUAGUCCCUGGUGCCUGUAAGAGGUGGUUGGUAGCACGUUAGGGGCCCAUGGUUACUCUGUAUUUGUCUCCCAUAGUGUGUCCUCCUCCUGGGUACAGCUGCCCAAGGGCCCCUUCCCCAGCGUGGCUUCCAUACUAAAUAUUGGCCACAGCAGCCCUUUGAGGGUGACAUGUUUUGUCUCCUCUCUGUGUCCUGCUCUGCGGCACCCAACUUCCCUCCCCCCCUCAUUCCAGUGGUGUCUGAGCAACCUGUGAGCACACACUCCACAACUGGCCCCAGCUGUCAGCUCUCUGCCUCUCUCUUCUGCAACCAGAGCCUUUGGGUGAUGCAGAUGAAGGCAAGGUCAAUAUGAUGCCUUAUGGUAACCUCUCUGCUGACUCAGCAGAGACCUCUGAGGGCCAAACUAGCCCCUGGUUGCUCUUUCAAGCAGUGGGGCUCUAGUGCAAUUUAUAGCUUUGCUUUUUGUUGGUGGUGUUCCCUGCCUUCUCUCCAGUUGAUGUUCAGCAGGCACAGGGCUGGGGUUUUUACUGAGACAUUAAUUCACUUCCAUGUUUAUUUCCUUCUACACUGCACCGAUCCUGUAUUUCACAGUUUGCACUUUUUUGUAUUUCAAUAAAAACCAAAACUCAGCCCCAGA